AUGCAAGCAAAUAAUUCUCCCUUGCAGUCCGUGAAUUUGCUUCUCCUUCAUCAAGUCGAUCUUGAAGUCAUAGCUGCAGAAAUCGAAGCCUACUUUAAGGCAGAAGAUGAAAGGAAGAGAAAAGGUUCCCAGAAAUUAAGGUUUAAAAAGGCAGCAUCCCUCUAUAAAAUACCCCAAAACUCUAACGAAAAGUUGCAAAAAGUUGGAUCGCAUAGAGUGGACUUCAAUCCAAAACUAAAGUACAAAAGAAAGAAGUCACAUAGAAAGAACAAUGAAAUUAUCGAAAAAAUUGAUGACAGUUCCGAGAAAUUGUUUGAAUCUUGGAUUGAUUUGCAGAAUGAAAAUGAGUUUCAAGAUGAUUGGUCAAAUAUAGAAAAUAUUGGAAACGAUAUGUUAGAGUAUGGAUUUUUUGGCUUGGAAGAUUUCAUGAAAGAAAAUAUAGACUAA
Molecule: messenger RNA, 447 nt
Organism: Dujonia railenensis
Lineage: Eukaryota; Fungi; Ascomycota; Pichiomycetes; Serinales; Debaryomycetaceae
Source: the annotation of a GenBank genome assembly